AUGCCCAAGAAUAAAGGGAAAGGAGGCAGAAAUAGACGCAAGGGUAAGAAGAAGAACGAAUAUGAAAAAGGAGACCUGGUCUUUAAAGAAGAUGGGCAAGAAUAUGCUCAGGUAACCAAGAUGUUGGGAAAUGCACGAUUGGAAGCAAUGUGUUUUGAUGGAGUGACACGGAUAUGUCGUAUCCGAGGAAGCUUGAGGAAACAGGUUUGGAUAAAUACCUCAGAUAUUAUACUGAUUGGUCUCCGAGACUACCAGGAUAACAAAGCAGAUGUCAUUUUAAAGUACAGUGCAGAUGAAGCCAGAAGUCUGAAGGAUUAUGGAGAGCUUCCAGAAUACGUCGAACUUAGUGAAACAGACGGCUUUGAUCCUGAAGAUGAUGAUGAAAUCCAGUUUAAGGAUCGUGCAGAUGAGGAUGAAGACACUGAGGUGUAA
Molecule: messenger RNA, 432 nt
Organism: Budorcas taxicolor (takin)
Lineage: Eukaryota; Metazoa; Chordata; Mammalia; Artiodactyla; Bovidae
Product: eukaryotic translation initiation factor 1A-like
Exons: 6
Coding region: 1-432 (143 amino acids)
Biological process (GO): translational initiation
Cellular component (GO): cytoplasm
Molecular function (GO): translation initiation factor activity; RNA binding
Source: RefSeq, a predicted model, not a curated record